CUUCGUUUCAAAAUCCACCAACCUAACAUUGUGUUUCAUCAUGGGCUUGAGCGAUUGGCUUCGCGCGCGAGGCUCGAACGACAGCAGCGCAAUAAAGCAGCAGUAUUACACGACCAUUCAAGGCGAGACACCGAGCCCGAGUGCCGAGCGCGGCGGCGAGAGCGCAGAGCGAGGAAUGCGAGGAGGAGGACGCAGCUUGAACGCCGGCGGAACUGUGGCUCGAACGACGGCCGCCACGACUGCUGCGGCUGCUGCGGCUGCGGCCGGGUCUUCGGGUGCCCCGCCGCGCACUACGACUGCUGCACUGGAAACAAGCAAUGCGUCAUCGUCGCCGGGCAGCCGACCGAUGGCUGAGGCAGCAACAGCAGCAGCAACAACAACAACUGCAGCAGCGUUACACCUGCGACAGCGUUCAUCCUCGUUUGGCAGCCACAGCCACUCGCCCGCGCCGCAGCAGCCGCGACUCCCGACAAGGACGGCUUCAACACCUGCCCUGAACUCACAGCACGGUCGACCUUCGUCUGCGCCGUCAUCGCAGCAGCAGCACCCGUUGCCUGGAUCGGCAGCGUCGUCGUCGUCAUCGUCUUCGCCGUUGCUGGUACAGCUUUCUCACCGGCACAGACUCGAGGACGAAUCGGCAUACUCGGACGUCAACGCGCCUCCCAAGCGCCGCCAGCGUCUCAUCUUUGUGUUCAAGCCCGAUCACGACCGCGUGGGCAUGCACUUGGCGCGGCUGCCGCUGCAUCCCGCGGGCUCGACGGGAUGGAAUCCGUGGACCCGGCAUUCGGUUGGUAGGAAACGCGCUCGAGCCGCUUCCAUGGGCAGCGCUUCUUCGGUCGAGACAGGCGGCGACAACAGCAUGCCGUUCAACCAGUUGACACCCAACCAGGCUCGCGAGAUGGCAGGCGUUGUGGGGCAAGCAAGAGGAGCUGCUGGUGGUUUGCCCCCAACGCGCCAGCCCAGUCUGCGUCAGAGAGCCGCGGGAUUUUUUAUGCGCCGAUCGUCCGAUAUGAGGUUGAACAGUGUAGGACAGGACUCGGAGAAUGUGUCGCCCAUUGGCAUGCCUGCAGUCGACCGCAGUCGUGACGGUCUGAUUGACGAUCCGCCGUACCUGCCGCCGUCGCCGCUCAACACGUCCGAGUCGACCAUCGCUUGGUCGAUGCGAGCGCGCCGGCACAGUGCCCCAGUCAACGACAUUUUGACUGCCGCGCCAAACUACGAUACCCACAGUAUGGAUGGGGAGGAAUCCAGGCAGCAUCCGUCCGCCGGAAUGGAAAGCGUCUUUGCGUUCUUGCAGCAGCAGGAAGAGCGCCAGUUGCAGCAAUCCGGCGAGCCGCCGAUUCGCUGGUUUGUCUCGUGUGUGAAUCGCGGCACGCCCGCCGCGCUGGCAGGCGUUCGGUUUGGCGACGAGAUUAUCAGCUUGGAGGGGAUUGACGCCAAGCUCUUCACACCCGAGACGUUCAAGUCCAUCUUUGUCAACAAGGUUCGCGAGUCGCGCCUGCGAGGCGAAGACAGCUGCUCCGUGGUCGUGGAAACCAUUGCCAACUCGGUUGGGCGCGACUUGUUUUGCGCGCACGAUCCCGUCACUGGAUAUGGCUUUUACAUGCACAACGGCAAGGUCACCAAGGUCAAGGCCGGCACCAACGCCGAACUGGCUGGCAUUCGCAAGUCUGACCACAUUAUUGCCGUCAACGGCCAGUGCGUGGUUGGGCUCGACGACGUGACGAUCCACAAGUUGAUUACCGCCCCGACAUCGCCUUCUGCAGAUUACUUGCCGCCGUACUCGGUCAAAGACAUGCAUAAGGCUGCGACUGUGACGGGCAUGCGCACCGCUCCAGGCGCGAGCGACGCUGUUGACCAAGGCCCAAUGUACAUUGAUUCGCCACGGGACGGGUCGACAGCAUCGCCGUUUGUUCCGCACAACGACGAUUCGCCGUUGGGAAUGCCUUCCGGCAUUAGCAAGCCGACGCUCUGCCUCAGUGUAAUUUCCGAGCCGCUCUACAAACGGCUAACAGCCUUUGUCACCGAGGCCAUGCUGCGGUUUAACAUGGACCAUUUGCCGCCCGUGAUUCCCCAGAUUGCCGAGCGCGCCCGCAACUUGCAGCUUCCGCCCUUGAUCACCCCUCCUUCGUCGAGAUCCACCACCCGUACCAGCGUGCAUGGCAGCAGCUCUUCGAGAAACAUCAUGGAGCGGUGUGUGGAUUACUUUAGAGCUCGAAACUGAGACGUGUGGUUGCAAUUGGGACGUUCGAGCGUUGUAAAUUUUGCUGGUGAGUGUUUGUUGAGCGUCUGCAUUUUUUAGUCGAUAAAACGUGUUAAUAUGAUCCAGUUGCAACAACGA
This is a messenger RNA of Capsaspora owczarzaki ATCC 30864, 2341 nucleotides long. RefSeq lists its product as hypothetical. Lineage: Eukaryota; Filasterea; Ministeriida; Capsasporidae. The record is from RefSeq and is a predicted model, not a curated record. The transcript has a single exon. The coding region runs from base 41 to 2224 and encodes 727 amino acids. Gene Ontology annotation, molecular function: protein binding.